This is a messenger RNA of Angiostrongylus costaricensis, 969 nucleotides long. The record is from the annotation of a GenBank genome assembly. Lineage: Eukaryota; Metazoa; Nematoda; Chromadorea; Rhabditida; Metastrongylidae.
AUGGAAUUUGGAGAUGCUGCCAAUGAUACGACAUUGGCAAGUGUUGCAUCAAAUCUUGAGCCUAUCGGGCGAAUCCAAAUGAGGACGCGACGGACUCUUCGAGGACAUCUAGCUAAGAUUUAUGCUAUGCAUUGGGCUUCUGAUAGCAGAAACCUCGUAUCGGCCUCUCAGGAUGGAAAACUCAUUGUUUGGGAUUCUUAUACGACAAAUAAAGUACAUGCGAUUCCUCUUCGUUCAUCCUGGGUUAUGACGUGUGCCUAUGCCCCUUCUGGUAGUUUUGUAGCAUGCGGAGGAUUGGACAACAUUUGCUCUAUUUAUUCACUCAAAACUAGGGAGGGAAAUGUGAGAGUGUCACGUGAACUACCUGGUCAUACGGGAUAUCUGUCUUGCUGCCGAUUCCUGGACGAUAAUCAGAUUGUUACAUCUUCAGGAGAUAUGACAUGUGCGCUAUGGGAUAUCGAAACAGGUCAACAGUGUACGGCUUUCACCGGUCACACGGGAGAUGUGAUGUCGUUGAGUCUUGCGCCUGACAUGCGCACAUUCAUCUCUGGUGCUUGUGAUGCUAGUGCGAAGCUGUGGGAUAUAAGAGAUGGAAUGUGUAAGCAAACGUUUCCUGGUCACGAGUCCGAUAUCAACGCUGUCGCGUUUUUCCCGUCCGGUUACGCGUUUGCCACUGGAUCAGAUGACGCAACUUGUCGGCUCUUCGAUAUUCGUGCGGAUCAGGAACUUGCUAUGUACUCUCACGACAACAUCAUUUGUGGAAUUACUAGUGUCGCAUUUUCAAAAUCUGGCAGACUGUUAUUCGCUGGUUAUGACGACUUUAAUUGCAACGUUUGGGAUUCAAUGAGGCAAGAGCGAGCAGGUGUGUUGGCUGGCCAUGAUAAUCGAGUAUCGUGUCUUGGCGUAACGGAAGACGGCAUGGCAGUUUGCACCGGAUCAUGGGAUAGCUUCCUGAAGAUUUGGAACUGA